AUGCAACUCCCUAUCAUCCUCCUCUUCCUGAGCACAAUCCUGUGUCUCGCCUUCGCCCACCCCAUCAUCGACCCCAACAAGAACAAUAACAAUAACAACAAUAACAACAAUAACAACAACAACAAUCUCGCACAAAAACCCCGUAUCAACCACAAUCGCAACCACCUCGAGCACCCCAUCCAACCAAAGAGACAAUUCCCCCCGCUACCCUUCCCCAUCCCGCCCCCUCCUCCGCCUCCGCUAUUCCCGCCGCCUCCGCCGCUAUUCCCACAUCCGCUUCCGCCGCCGCCGCCCCUCUUCCCGCCGCCUCCGCCUCCACCUCCACCCCCUCCUCCUCCUUCUUUCCCGCCGCCGCCUCCACCCCCUCCGCCGCCGCCUCCGCCUCCGCCUCCUCCUCCUCUGUUCCCGCCGCCCCCGCCGCCCCCUCCUCCGCCUCCUCCUCCUCCUCUGUUCCCGCCGCCCCUCCGCCCCUCCUCCGCCGCCGCCGCUUCCCCCACUGCCUCCACUACCUCCGCUACCUCCUCCACCACCACCUCCUCCACCCCCAUUCUUCCCCCCGAAACCCCAAUCUAG
Aspergillus campestris IBT 28561 is the source of this 573-nucleotide messenger RNA. RefSeq lists its product as uncharacterized. The coding region runs from base 1 to 573 and encodes 190 amino acids. The record is from RefSeq and is a predicted model, not a curated record. The transcript has a single exon. NCBI's taxonomy places the organism in Eukaryota, Fungi, Ascomycota, Eurotiomycetes, Eurotiales, Aspergillaceae.